Aspergillus uvarum CBS 121591 is the source of this 562-nucleotide messenger RNA. RefSeq lists its product as uncharacterized. Lineage: Eukaryota; Fungi; Ascomycota; Eurotiomycetes; Eurotiales; Aspergillaceae. The coding region runs from base 156 to 464 and encodes 102 amino acids. The transcript has a single exon. The record is from RefSeq and is a predicted model, not a curated record.
UUCUAUUCUGAUCUUCUAUGUUCGAUCUGGUUCACUCAGGAGGGUGAGAGGGAAAGUAUACCAUUGUCAAGGGCGCUACCGGGGGGAUUCGGUUUACAGAUCAUCACAUUAGCUUUGUUUGUUUGCUGUCACAGUUUGUUUUGUUUUAGUUUGUCAUGCCUUUUCGUUCUCGUUUUUACGCUUCUACUUUCGCCCCUUCUACCAUUCCGUGCUCUGUUUUUGGUCACCCACGGUCUCCUCUGUUCUUGUGUUUGUUGUUACGUUUCAAGAGGGACUCGGUCCGGGAGCUACGUUUGCUAAGUAGCUCUGCCUGUCCACCUGACUAUAUGUGCGGCGUAAUCUUUGCUUUUCUUAGUCUUUCUCCGGUUGGGUGUACUGCCUACUCAUGCCUCCCCCUAUGCCGUGUCUCUCUAAUACCUAACAUCACUAUACCCCCAAUCAAAGAAUCAAACACUCACCGUUGAUGAAUUACACAUCAACCCCUGUUAACAUCAUCUCCACGUAUGAAUAUCUUGCCUUCUUGCAUACCUAAACACCAGACAGAGUAUCCAUAUCAUCUAUC